Messenger RNA from Trichoderma asperellum CBS 433.97, 2357 nucleotides. NCBI's taxonomy places the organism in Eukaryota, Fungi, Ascomycota, Sordariomycetes, Hypocreales, Hypocreaceae. The record is from RefSeq and is a predicted model, not a curated record.
UCCGUUCUGGAUCUGGACCGCUGCUGGAUGUAAUCGAUGAUAUCCUGCCACUACAACAGAAGUGAAUUCGGAAAAUAAACAGAAAUGCAACCAGUCCGAGCCGUGUUGUCCUGCACUUCAUGCCGACAACGAAAAUUGAAAUGCGAUCGGAUCGAGCCGUGUGGCAACUGCAUCGCAAGGAACGUUGACUGUGUCUACGUGGUCCACCCGCGGAUCCGCGGUUCUGCACAAACAAAUGAUGGCUACCAGCGUCUCAAUGCUCGUAUUCGCCACCUGGAGCAGCUCAUUAGUGCUGCUGAUACGCCCAUGCCGCAGAGGGACGCCAGUUCCGACCAUAUUUGCCAGCAUUGCGGGAGAGUACCAGACUUGACCAAUGGCGUUUUGCAUGGCCAACCACAGCAAGAAAACACACCGGACUUACUUCGUGACGAACAAAGUGGUAUCAAGCCUGGCCGGAUCAUCUCGAGCGACAGCCAGACAACCUAUGUAUGCGGAGUGCAUUGGGCGGCAAUUUACAAUGAGAUAACUGAUAUUAGCCGACAACUCGACCAAGACUCUUCAACGGAUGAUUUUGAAGAGUCGGAGGCUGGCUAUGGAAAUGGUCCAAUGCUUCUUGGAGGAUUAUGGCCUACGGCGAGCUUGGAAGAUAUCUUGUCUGAUAUCCCGCCCAGAGAUCUUGCCGAUAGACUGGUAUCGCGAUACUUCAACUCCUUGGACCCAUCAGUUGUGCUGCUUCACGCCCCCACUUUUGAGCAAGAGUACAAAGGCUUCUGGCUAGACGAAAAAAAGCCGAAAGCGCAAUGGCUAGGUUUAUUGUUUGGCAUUUUGUCAAUGGGAACAUUCUUGUAUCUGCGGUCUCGAGACCCUCUCCCAGGGACAUUUGACAAUCCCAAGGCAUUGAUGGAUAUCUUCCAACGGCGUUCAACAGAGUGCUUGAUCCUUUCAAAGUACUCUUCAUCCCCCGGGACACACACAAUGGAGGCACUACUUCUGAAUAUCCAAAACGAAUUUUUACGACAUCGAGAGGCUCAUUUAGGCAUCUGGAUCUUGGGUGGAGUAGUCGUCCGGCUGGCCAUGCGAAUGGGAUACCAUCGAGACUCGGCGGGUUAUUCGCAGGUUUCCGUCUUCCACGGCGAGAUGCGGCGGCGCGUCUGGGCAAUGAUUCUGCAACUCGAUACUCUGACUUCUUGCCAGCUUGGACUGCCGCCAAUGAUACAAGAACUGCAGUGUGACACGCAACUGCCCCGCAAUCUUCUCGAUGACGAUUUUGGACCUGACUCUGUACAACUCCCGUCGGCACGGCCUGAGACGGAGCUCACGCCUGUGCUCUACACAAUCACAAAGUCGCGAUUACUUACAGUCUUCCGGGCCAUAUUCAAUCAGGUCUCGCUGGGACGACUUGAAGCUUACACCGAGAUCAUGGCGCUCGACCAGCGCCUUCGCAAUGAACAUGCGUCUAUUUCGCCUCGCUUCCGAAUGACUAAUUUAGAGAAUUCCGUCACGACAUCAGUUUAUUUACUAAUGCGCCGGUACAAUAUAGAGUUCCUCUUCCAAAAGGCGCGAUGUAUCUUACACCGCCAUCACAUGACAAAGUCUUACAGAGACAGCACGUUUAGUUUCUCAAGGUCGUCUUGCAUUGACGCCGCCAUGGCAAUCCUAUCUCAUCAGGCCAACAUUCUGCGAGAGGUGCAAGUGGGCGGCCUUCUAUACCGAGAUAAAUGGUUUGUUUCUUCACUUGAGCAGCAUGACUUCCUGUUGGCGUCGAUGAUCAUCUGCCUUGAGCUUAGUUUUCGAGCCCGCGGAGAGGCACCUGCGGCUGGCCCCAGUGAUGCGGACAGCUUUCCGAAAUAUUCAGAACGAAACUUGGUUGAGUCAUUGAGAAACUCCCGUCACUUCUGGGAUGAAUUCAAAGCGACUGCCCCUGAAGCCCAACAAGCGUUUCACAUAGUUUCGGUAAUGCUGGAUAUGAUUUCGAGGGGUUCCCGGCCGCAGAAAGAUAGGCAUGUAAUGUACAUGGAAAACGCGGAAAACACCGGAAAUCUCCAGGGUAAUCCCCAGGUCGAUACAGCAACAACCGGCGAUCCCAUUUCUUCUGGAUCGUCCCAAUUAAAUUCACAGUCAGAUCCGACGCAAGCAUUCACUCAUACCUUCAAUUCAGCUGUUGAAGGCAUCGAAGCCUUUAUCAACAGCCCGGAUGCCGUUGAUUGGGCACUGUGGGAGACUUUUAUCAAGAUUUCUUGAGCUACACAAGGGUCUUAUGAAUUUGGACAGGAAACACCGUAAGAUUUCGUGUUGUAGAUUGCUCUUCAUGAUCCUUCACGUAAGAGGCAGGUCGCAUGUAUUAUCUAUUAAUGUCU